Molecule: messenger RNA, 8977 nt
Organism: Centrocercus urophasianus (Greater sage-grouse)
Lineage: Eukaryota; Metazoa; Chordata; Aves; Galliformes; Phasianidae
Gene: COL13A1
Product: collagen type XIII alpha 1 chain
Exons: 45
Coding region: 674-3082 (802 amino acids)
Source: RefSeq, a predicted model, not a curated record
GGCGGAGAGGUGGUUCGGAGACCGAGCGGGACCGGGGCGUCUCACAGCCCGAUCCCACCCCGGCGCUUUGCAUAAAUAAAUAAAUCAUGCGGAGAAGGAGAGGUGGAGAGAGCGGGCGAGCAGAGGAGGUUACUUUGGGAAGCCGCGGCUCGCUCAUCCCAGCCCCGUCUUUUGGAGGGAGUGUGUCAUGUUACAGAGGAGCCACGAUCAGCCAGAGCGCAGCGUCGCCGGAACAGCUGAGAAUUACCUCUCUCUAAUGGGGACUUUCAUGUGUGAGCUCCUGGCCGGUCUGCGAAGGAACUGAAACUGGCAGCUUAAAAGGAAAUCAAAACCUACCAGCGACUCAAAAGACUGAAAGACAGAAAAAAAAAAUUCUCAUAAGAUUUUUUUUCUCUCCGAAUCUUUUGCUGCAGUUGGAUCAAUUUUUUUUCUUUUUCUUUUUCUUUUCUUUUUUUUAUUUUUUCUGCGCCCCUUUUUGUAUGUGUGUUUUUAUUUUGCAUUUUUUAGACACCCCCAUCCACUUUUGUCAUUCUUGCUGUUAACUGUCAUUUGCUGGCACCGGGAUCUCCUUGGACAUUUGUUUUCUAUGCCUUCUGGAUUGUGCUUCUUGAAAUAGGAGGGAGGCUUUAUUUAUUCUAUUUAUUUAUUUAUUGUUUCUCAGGACAGGGAGGGAAUGUUGGAGGAGAAGAGCUGGAAAGGUGUUGGCGAAACAGCUUUUGAAAGGGGGUGCGUGGCUACCCCCAGGGCCGGCGACGGGGAGAGAUGCUGCCGCCUCCCGCUGCUGCUGGGCUCGGGGCUGCCCGGCAUCUCCCUGCUCUCUCUGGUGCUCAGCCUCCUGCUGUACUUUCGGACCUCUGAUCUGCAAUCCCGGGUGUCCCACUUGGAAGCGGACAGAUCCACGCAGCUCCCUGCCUGGCUCUCAGCAGACCAAAUGGAGACGGCUAUUUUGGGAAGAGUUGACCAACUGCUUGAUGAGAAAUUGAAGUUUCACUUGCCGAGACAUCGAGAAGUUCGAGAGACUCACCAGCGAUGCAACUGCCCAGCAGGUCCACCUGGCACUACGGGAAGACCAGGACUUCCGGGAGACAAAGGCGCAAUGGGGAUUCCUGGACGGCCGGGACUAAAAGGGCAACCUGGAGAGAAGGGCGCUCCAGGAGAAGCAGGCAUGUCUAUCAUUGGGCCCCGUGGUCCACCCGGACAGCCUGGAACAAGAGGUUUUCCUGGAUUCCCGGGUCCUAUUGGCUUGGAUGGCAAACCGGGUUAUCCCGGACAGAAGGGAGAGAUGGGCGCCACAGGUCCCAGGGGACAGCCCGGACCCCCAGGACAAAAAGGAGAAAAGGGUCAGUGCACAGAGUACUCCCACAGGGAGUACCUAAGUACCACCCUUGCAGCCCUGCGCUCUAACCAGAUCCUUACGCUGAAGGGUGAACAAGGACAAGCAGGAAUCCAAGGUCCUCCAGGGCCACCUGGCCCGCCGGGGCCCGCUGGACCAGCUGGACCCGAGGGAACCCCAGGACAGCCCGGACCAAUUGGGCCACCUGGCAGAGCUGGAGAACCUGGGAAGCCUGGCAGAGAUGGAAAGGGCUUACCUGGGCCUCCUGGAGCAAAGGGAGACCCUGGGAUUCAAGGAUACCCUGGCAGAAAGGGCGAGGCGGGCAUGUCAGGCCUGCCUGGUGCGCAUGGCCUCCCUGGAGCUACUGGCCCCAAGGGUGAAAAAGGGGACACUGGCAUAAAGGGAGAGAGAGGCAUGCCAGGGCUGCCAGGAAGACAUGGCAUGAAGGGUGCUCCUGGAAUUGCCACGGCAGGGAUGAAGGGUGAGCCUGGGACUCCAGGAGAAAAGGGAGAGCCUGGAGUCCCAGGGAGGAUGGGCCCCCCAGGUUUGCCAGGGAAAAGGGGGCAGCGGGGUGAGAAGGGCCGAGCUGGUGAUCCUGGGCUCCCUGGCCCGAAGGGAGAGAAGGGAAAUGGUGAGAAUGCCUUGGUGGGAAGCAAAGGGGAACCUGGCCCUCCUGGUCUGCCUGGGCCCCCUGGACCAAAGGGAGAAGCUGGUGACGUUGGUGCUGCAGGAUCACGGGGGGAAAAGGGAGAACGUGGUACACCAGGAGAGCAGGGACCCAUGGGGCCUAGGGGUCCCAAAGGAGAGCCUGGAAAGGAUGAAAUGAUGGACUACGAUGGUAACAUCAGUGAAGCUCUCCAGGAAAUACGAACCUUAGCCUUGAUGGGACCGCCAGGACUUCCAGGUGUGGCUGGACCUCCAGGGCCACCAGGACAGAAGGGUGAAAUUGGCUUACCAGGUCCUCCAGGCCAUGAUGGAGAAAAGGGACCACGAGGCAAGCCAGGAGAAAUGGGCCCCCCUGGACCUCAUGGACUGCCAGGAAAGGAUGGACCACCUGGAAUAAAGGGAGAGCCAGGCCAGAUUGGGGUUGCAGGAGAAAAGGGGCAUAAAGGAGAGCCAGGACAAGCAGGCUCACCAGGUCUUGAUGGCCCCACUGGAGAGAAAGGAGAACGAGGCGACCAAGGGAUGCCAGGACCACCAGGAUUGCCAGGUCCCAUUGGACUUCCAGGAUUGACAGGAGAGAAGGGUCAGCCUGGGGAGCGUGGAGACAAAGGAAAUCCAGGAGAAUCGAUGUCUGGCCCCCCCGGACCUCAAGGCCCACCAGGACCUCCAGGUCUUCAGGGCCUUCCAGGACCAAAGGGGGAAGCAGGGAUUGAUGGAAUGAAAGGAGAGAAGGGUGUCCAGGGUGAAAAAGGAGACAGAGGGCCACUGGGAUUACCCGGUGCUUCAGGUUUAGACGGCAGGCCUGGACCACCGGGUACUCCAGGACCAAUUGGGGUUUCGGGACCAGCAGGACCAAAAGGAGAAAGGGGUAGUAAAGGAGAUCCUGGAGUUGUAGGACCAAUGGGACCAGCAGGACUUCCUGGUUUACAAGGUCUGCCAGGUGACAAAGGAAUCCGGGGGGAGAGGGGCAAGAAAGGCUCUAGAGGGUCUAAAGGGGAUAAGGGAGACCAAGGAGCGCCUGGAUUAGAUGCACCCUGUCCGUUGGGAGAAGACGGCCUUCCAGUUCAAGGCUGCUGGAAUAAGUGAUUGUUCUAACCCUGGACUGGCCUGUGUGUGUUAUUGUACAUAGAAUAUUUAUUUUUAUACAGCAUUCUUCUCUGAAAUGCUCAAAGUUAUGCAUUUUUACAAAUUAUCAAGAAGCUGCAUAUUUUUUGUACAGGAAAUACUAGAACUCCCUUCGUCCCUGUUUGUCAGUUCUCUGUGUAUGUCUUCAUUAUGCUUGUUUUGUCAUGGAGUACAGCUGUAACAUUUACAUGAUACGUGUAUGCACAUGAUGGAUAUAGGAACUUAAUAAAUUAUUGCAUUAAAAGUGCCCAAAAAAACUGCCCUGUAUACCUUCUAAAGCAAUUUUCUUUUUUUUUUCAAGCUGGAGUCAUUCAAGAUUAUUUCAAAAUACGAUGUAUUUUUAUUAAAGAAAAACAUUUACAGGUUUUUGUUGAUUCAAUUAAGGUAUUCCUGGGAAAACACACAGUAUAAUGGGAACUUAGAGAUUCCCUGACUCAUCGUUGUGGAACAAGAUGAUGUUUCAUGAACAGAUUCAGACAGCCAAGUGCAACCCACCACAGUUCCUUAGGGCGGCCCAGUGCCUGUGCAAGAAACAGAACACCUCAAAGGCCAUACUGGCUGACUCUUGCCUCUGGCCUUAGCCAUUACUUACCUGGAUUAACUCCCAUGAUGAUAAGUCCAGGAAUUUAAGAAUCUUCCUGAAUCAUGGGCCUGCAACUACCUUCAUUUAAAAUCAAACAUAUGGUAGAAUACCUUGAUGAUAUCCUAAUGAAUAUUUAUUAGAUAAACCAAUCCACGUAGCUCUUUUAAUGCUAACCAAAGUUGCAUGGAAGUUUGGAGUGCGUCAUCAUAAUUUGCAUGUGUACAUCUUAACAAUCCUCCUUGUCCUACCUUUGUUAAUGUCUAAAGCCUAAAUUAUCCAUUAAGAAAAUAAUCAGACUAAAUGAACAUCACGACAUGCUCAGAAACUUAGCAGAAGCGUGGAAACCUGAACUGAGCUUCCUCUAAGAAGCAGCAGAGUUUCUAUUGCCCUGAGUCUUUUGCUCGCUGCCCCACAGCUCCACUCUCGGAUUGCCCUGGGAGUCAGAAACUCCCUGUAAUGUUCAUUAUUUUUACAAACGUGUCUUUCUAUGCCAACAUUGUCCUUUGGAUGAAACUCUUCCACGUGCAGUGAGAUGCUUGGGGUGCUGGAAAAGAAAGAAAGCAAACUGCUGAAUACUGAGAGAUUCUUGUUUUCUCAGUACCAUUAAUAUAAAAAGAGCAGUACUUAUUUAAGCAUGGAUGCCAUAGGGCUCUAGUGUUUUAAUUAGGCACCUGUUGAACGCAAAGCAAUAAAACCCCAAUCAGCUGGCAGGAUUGGUUUGAGAAGGUGAUAGCAGCAGCUGCAUUGAAUAUCUUAUCUGGUCUUAUAACAUUGGACCCGUAAGGUAGGUAGUUUGAGUGCUUUACUCCUUCCUAAAAACGCUGGCUAUAGUUCAUCCCCAAAACAUACAGAUCCACGGAAGAAUCUGCUGGUAACUUCUGUUCCCUUUGCUGUCUGUCAUAUUUUUCUUUUGUAACUGUUGCUUGUGGUUGUAACUGCAUGGGAGGACUGCUUUUGUUUGGAUUUGCUCCAUCAUAAAAAAGAUGGUGGUGUUGUCUUAACGUAACUGCCUGCCUAUCACAAGGGUAGGAAAACAGUAACGUGUGCGGUGGUUGCUGCUGACCACAGCCUGCCUUUGUUGUGUAUUUUGAACUGAAGCAGAUAGCUGUUUCAGACUGCAUGAACACAAGGGCUGUGGGAAUAGAGAACUCAUCAUCCACUAUGGAUAAAUCAGGGGUUGCAAAUCAGAGUGCAAUUGUGCUGACCCAAAUAUAAGUGCCUCACAUUUCUAGAACAACCCCGAAGAACUGAAGUUGGGUUUGUGCUGUGCCAAAUGCAAUGGUUCCAUUUCUAGAUCCCUGCCUGCUAAAAUAUGUAGCUAGGCUGUCACUGUUUGUUGCUGUUAGCUCUGACUGGCUGUUCUCAUGUGAAAUCCUUUGUCUGCUGCUUCAAGGGUCAAACUCCUUGGCUGAUAGCCAAAAAGUGAGAUGAGUCUGGGGGUGGAGAAGCUUGAGAAAUGACAGCCAAAAAAAAAGAAAAAAAAGAAACAAGAGGGACCUUCCUGAAGAUUUGCUGAGAUGCUUUGCAAGUUCCCUCCUUGGAGCUUAGGAAGAGUUCUUCAACUGCGCACCAGGAAGCUGUGCCUGGAUAACGGCAGUGCGGGAGUCAGCGUGACAACACUCUUUGCUUUGCUUCCUGUCUUCUCUCUGAGGCCAGUGGCAGAGCUGGAAAAUGACACCAUUUAUAUUAUUCAUAUUUUUUCCUUUGGUCCUUUUCACUUCAGUCUAUUGUUGUGGUCAGACUCUUCAGAUGAAGAAUCAGGCUCAUGUCCCAGCAAUCGCUGUAUAAAUGAGUGCAAGACAGACAGUAUUUCAAUGGGGGGAUCCUUUGAUCCAGGAAAGAAAUCCUCUUGAACAGUUGUCUUCCAAAAAGUCAGACAAGCCCCAUGUGUUCAGUUCGGACUGCUGCUCUGAGAGGGCGUGAGGAAACCUUUUCCUCACACACCACCUUCUCCUGGUAAAGGAGAAAGGAGCUAAGCCUUUUGCUGAAAAGGGAAAGCCGUGCUGGAUUUUGAAGGCAUGAAGUACUUUGUCAGAGAAAGAAAAUGAGGACUAUGGACAACAGAGUUUCAUUGAAUUGUUCUUUUGCUUCCUGUACUUUGCUUCCUGGAGGUGUUCUUUCUGGAGCCCUCAAGAAAUGCACUGUUCUGCUGUCCUACUGAGGCCCUUCUGGUGGGUACCUCUCCACAGGUCUACUUACAGAUGGAAAUUAAUGAUCACAAGGGUUGAAUCCCACAGUGACAUGUUCUAAUAGAUUCAGGUUAAGGAAAUGAUGAUUUGGCAAGGUGCUGCGGGGUGCCACGGAUGCACUGGAAGUCAGGACAUCCAGCUGGGGAUAAUUCAUACCAACCCAGCUUCCCUCAUUCAGUUCCCAUUGCUGAAGGUUAAAUUCCAUUUGCACGUACUCCAUAGCAUUUUUCCACCAAAGCUCUUGCAAUAUGUUAAAAAACUGAAAUUACUGCAGAUGUAUACUGCAGACAUGACUCAUAACAUUUCUACUUCAUUGAGUACCUUGGGAAUCCAAUUUAUCCAAGCAUUAAAACAUAUAUUUAACUUUGUGUGUGUGAUUCCCGUUGGCCUACUAUUUGCAUAUUUAAGUACUCUGGUGAAUCAGGGCCAUUAUUACAGCUAAUAAUGUUAUCUAAGCCAUUAGGCAGAACUAAAUCACAAGCCAUCUUGUUUCUUCAGAGAGAAAGAGCUGAUUGUGAGUUCAUACUGAUGUAUUUUAAAGUUGAGAAGUAGUAACCUUCAUUCAAAUAGCCUUGGUCAAUUCAUCUGGAAUAGUCCUGCCUUUCUGGAAUCCCAUGGACACCUCUUCUCACCAUUGCACAGAAAGUAUACUUCUAAUGUAACUCAAGAAUUAACAAGUCCUACUUCUAGUCUCACCUGAACAAUAGAACCCUAAUUGCAAUUUUUAUCUUUACUCCAUAAGUACAGUAGAAAGGCAGUACGUUGUUUCAGUUAGGAGCCAGGCUGAUGAAAGGGUUUCUCUGUUUUAUUUGUAGUUCUUAUUUUCAUGUUGUUUUUUGUUUUGAGGGGGGAGGGAAAAGGGGAGAACCUGACCAGAACUGCAGGCGGUAGGUGUGCAUUUUUCCUUUUUUUUUUUUUUUAGCAAAAACAAUUAUGUAUAUAGUUUGAUUACAUUACUUCUACAUUUCUUUUUAUUAAUGAUAUUUUUGGAGCGAUGUGUUGGCUCUUUUCUAGAGUUUCCCUUUAAAUAUAUUUUUAAUGGGCUUCUGGAAUAAGUUUGUAGGAGUUCCUGACCCAAAGUGUCCUGAGGACAUUCCUGUUGUGUUCUUUAUUUUUUCUCCCUAAGUGCAACAGUAAGAUGGUGCUUUCCAUAGGCAAACCAAUUUUCAGCAGGGAUGAAUGUAUCCCCACAGGCCGUGCCUAGGGACCAGGUGCCAGUGAGCUCUCCCGGACGAAAUGGUUUCUCUAGAACUCUACACCUAGAGAAUUUAAAAGGGCUAUGUGACAGGCCAGCUGAUUGGUCUCUCCUGUUCUUAAGUGGUCUGUCAUAACAAAAUGAGUCUGGCAAGAGUCACUGUGUUCUCUUCAGUAGCAUUCUACAGCCUAAAAUCUCACCGACUUAGCUAAGAAGCUCUGAACCAGCCAACCAGCCAUUAAAGAUGCUUCUUGAGAACGGCACGCUCUUGGUAGUUACUUACUAUAUUAUUGCUAUUGUUUUCCCCUCUAAACCCAGCAGUUUACUUCCUCUUGAGCUCGUCCUUGGGCUUUGCUUCACACUGAGCAUACUCAACGGCAUGAUGCUCUGCUGGAUGAGGGCAACCAUUUCUUCUACACAUUUUGUUUCUCACUUUGCCCCGUAUUGCUUCCUGUUUUUCAUGGCUCAAGCAAAAUGGGCAUUUUCUCUUCUGCAUUUUUUAGAAAUGCUCAAUUGAUCACAUUUUGAUCAUUCUUCCAAUCACUUUUAUUUAUUUAUCCUUCCUGCCUUCUUGUAGCCCUUUGUUGUCAAAACAGAGCAAGAAUUAAGACUGUACAUGUUAGUCGUUUCAGGAGUGACUGUAAAGCUUCUACUGCUUAAAAUGCUACAUAGCAAGAUCAGUUUAGCUUUAUAGUUUUCCUUUGGUUGUUUGCUUGCUGAAGUUAUCAAAUAAAUGCUUUUUCUCUAACAGAAAGAAUUUAGUCAGGAUAUUGGAGUUUUUGUUUUGUUUUGUUUUGUUUUUGUCAUUUGCUUAAGAAAAUCCUGCUAGGCUCAAGGUUAGUAAGUUAAAUGUGUUAGUGAUAGAUUUGAGAGGAUCUUGUAUUCUUGCUUUCUCUUGGCUGUGUUUGCCAAUCCAUUGUUCCCAGCAGGGUUUUGCUGGGAGCAUGAAAUUCCAUUUUGUGAUAAUUCCAUUGUUUUUUCACAAUACUGUUUCAAAAAUAUUUCUUCAGUAAAUCUUCCCUUCUGCUCUCCUGCAAAGAUUUGCUUUUGCUCUGAUGUUGCACGCAAGUGGCAGAGCCAUGGAGAGAGCAGCUUCACCCUUCUGGAGAGUCUUGUAGAGAAAGCAUGCCAUCCCUUGGUGCUCGCAUCUGGAACGCUCACAUCAUUGGCACUGCAGCCAACUCUCACCUUCGUGCAACCUGGGCACCACAUCGUUUGAUGCUGGUCAGAUGUGAGUUCAUUAAUCCCUGCAGGAGGAUGAUUUCUGAAGCAAUUAGUUGUUACAUAAGUGGUUUCCUUGUAUGGUACGAGAGAUUUUUAGUUUUUCUUUGGUGGCAUAGAACGCGCAGUAUUUGAUACAGCCGUAGUGAUGAGUUAUGAGUAAACACUGACAGGGCAUUGCUUCUGUGCGUCUCUUGAACACUGUUUGAUUGAGACAUCUCAGUCUGUAUUUGCUUUUUACACUGCUUAUACUGAACCUGUAUUAGUAUUAAAUAUAGAAUGCUAUUUGGCUUUCAUUGCUGAAGUGCUGUAACGUGAUUUUGUAUUAGUGGUCAUUAUUGUUGUUGCACUGCUGACUCUAAGGUGUUAUUUCAACUCCUUUUGAUGCAGCUUGGAAUUUUUAGGCCUUUAAGAAAAUUCCACACUAAAUAAUUGAUCUGAGGGAGAGAACAAAGAGCUGUUCUUUCCCAUCAUCUUUUCAUCCGUAGCAGGAGCUUCUUCAGCCAGAACAAGUAUUUGCUUUUUCUUUUCUACUUUUUCCUCAGUAAUUCAAGAGCUUUGACUAUUUUUUUGUCUUUAAAGCAUACGUAUUCCAGGACAAUCUGCAUUUGUUACGUAUGAUGUACAUACUUUAUUUUCCCUUUUAUAAAAAUACCUGUUUACUUAUG